CACAAACGCCAUCUUGACAGCAGCCUUAAAAUGGCAGAGAAAUGCCAGGGAGAAACCGAACUACGGACAAGGUUUCUUUUAUUAUUUUGAAAAGACAGUCCCUUUCCUAAUUUUCUACAAACGUAGCUAGGGGGUUGAUGGCCAGUGAGAAAGCCGAAAGACGUUAAAAUGGAAAUCACGACGGCGGUUUUCAACGCGGCCAGAGAUGGUAAGCUGAAACUUAUCCAGAAGUUGCUGAGUAACAAAAGUCCCGAGGAGUUGGAGGCUCUCGCCGAGGAGAAAACGCAGGGAGGCACCCCUCUCCUCAUUGCCUCUCGAUACGGACACUUAGAGGUUGCCGACUAUUUGCUUGAACAUUGUAAAGCUAACGUGGAACUAGGAGGAUCGGUGAACUUUGACGGCGAGACGAUUGAAGGGGCUCCCCCGCUAUGGGCGGCUUCGGCGGCGGGUCACCUCCCUGUCGUCCGCACACUCCUUAAACACGGUGCCUCUGUCAACAACACUACGCUGACCAACUCAACGCCCCUCCGUGCUGCCUGCUUCGAUGGUCACCUGGAGAUUGUCCGCUACCUGGUGGAACACCGAGCCGAUAUGGAGGUAGCCAACCGCCACGGCCACACCUGCCUGAUGAUCUCCUGCUACAAGGGCCACAAAGAGAUAGCCAAGUUCCUCUUGGAGCGGGGGGCCGAUGUCAACCGCAAGAGUGUGAAAGGCAACACUGCACUCCAUGACUGUGCCGAGUCCGGUAGCCUGGACAUCAUGAAGAUGCUGCUGAAAUGCAAUGCCCGCAUAGAGAGGGACGGAUAUGGCAUGACCCCUCUCCUGGCCGCCAGCGUCACGGGGCACACAAACAUUGUGGAGUACCUCGCCCACCAGCCCCACUCCUCGCGAGAAGAACGCGUUGAUGCUCUCGAACUCCUGGGGGCCACCUUUGUGGAUAAGAAGAGAGACCUCCUGGGGGCCAUGAGAUACUGGAGGAGAGCCAUGGAGCUGAGACAACCAGCUGACAAGGUGGGACUCCUGGCCAAGCCCCCUCCGGGUCCCCCUGUCCCUGCCUAUGACUGUGCCCGUGAGGUGAGCACAGCCGAGGAGCUGGAGGCUCUGAUCACAGACCCCGAUGAGAUGCGGAUGCAGGCCCUGCUGGUCCGAGAGAGAAUCCUGGGGCCCUCGCACCCCGACACCUCCUACUACAUCCGCUACAGAGGGGCCGUCUACGCCGACUCAGGAAACUUUGAGCGCUGCAUUAGCCUGUGGAAGUAUGCCCUGGACAUGCAGCAGAGUAACCUGGACCCCCUCAGCCCCAUGACGGCCAGCAGCUUCCUGUCCUUCGCCGAGCUCUUCUCCUUCGUGCUGCAGGACCGGGCCAAGGGCACCCUGGCUACGCGAGUCACCUUCCACGACCUGAUGGGGGUGUUGGGGAAGAGUGUGAAGGAGGUGGAGAGGGCGGUGGCCCAGAGGGACAGCCCUCCCGAAGCCCCCCAGUUCACCAAGGCCCUGUCCAUCAUCCUCCACCUGGUGUUCCUGCUGGAGAAGCUGGAGUGCACCGCAGAGCAAGAGCACCAGAAGAAGCAGACAGUGUACCGCCUCCUGAAGCUGAACCCGCGGGCGAGGAGAGGCUUCACCCCCCUACAUAUGGCCGUGGACAAGGACACCACGUCGGUGGGCCGCUACCCUGUAGGUCAGUUCCCCUCCCAGACCGUGGCCUCGCUGCUGCUGGAGUGCGGGGCGGACGUGGACUCGCGGGACUGUGACAACAACACGCCCCUGCACAUCGCCGCCAGCAACGGUUUCCCGGAGAUCAUGGCGUUGCUGGUGAGGGCGGGGGCACACUUCGACGCCACCAACUCCCAGAGGAAGACCGCAUACAACCUGCUGGACGAACAGAGCAACGGGCACCCGGCCCUCUUCCCCCUCAACUACGUCACUCUGCAGUGCCUGGCGGCACGCGCCAUUGAGAAGCACAGACUGCCCUACAAGGGCCUCAUCUCUGAGGAGAUGGAGGUGUUUAUUGAGCUGCACUGAAACCACCCUCUUUGCUAAAUAUCCCCACCCUGUCCCCAUCAUUGCCCCAGACGCCUUUUAAACCAUUCAACAUUGACCCCCAUCAUCUUCACCCCACUUCACCCAUGUCCCCCUUACUCCCCUCACCUUACCCAAGCCCACCUCCCUUCCCUAUGGUUAUUCUUCUCUCUGUGCCUCUCCUAACUCCAGACUGUGACCUCUGUCUCAGAUUCAGACCAAAUCACAGCAAUAAUCCUCCCGGCCACUAAACAUUAUACUGACAACAAACUGGGAGCAUCUUAAUUGUGGCUACAUGCUCUCUUUAGAUGACCUAUGAUUAACACAUGGACACGUUCUAAGUGCUAGGUUGCUAUUCGUUUGCAGGUGGGGGAAAAAAACCUUGACUUGAUUUUAGGCGUUUAUGCUUUCUGUUUGACAUUUUUCUUCUGUUUUUCUCAAUAAGAUGGAGGACUGCUUACAGAAAGAACAGUAUGGCGGUGCCUGUAUGUAUUGGGUGCUGGCUUGUUUUUAGGUGGGAAUGGAAGCUGUAUUACUUGAUAGGACAUGAUCAAAUAUUGCAUGACAUGAGCCUUAAAGAGUGAAUAGGAUAGCUUGUUUGUUAAAUCUGUCUUGUAAGUUUAUCAAGAAGCAUCCUUUGAACAAACAAAGUACACACGGUGUGCUUGGCUGCUUGGCAUCGAUGUAUUGUUAUCAUCAAUUGAGCAUUAUUUAAUCCCCUGCCUUUUACUUUGACAUUUUAAGGAGUGUUUGAAAACCAUUUUAUGCCAAAACUCUAACCUUAUAUCGGUUCUCUAAAUGUGUGAUCUUACAGGUUAGCCUUAUCUUACUGAACUAGCUUACUACGAAUGGAGCACCUAACAACUGUGGAGUGCAGACUAGCAUGGGAACUCUCAUAAGAAUACAGUGUGUUCUAGCCUACAUCUCUUCUUUAGCUCUGUCUAGACUGUGCGACGUGUUUUACAGCUUGGUCAAUCUCUGGAAGUCUCCCUCUGGACAGCUUGGAUACUGUGAGAAAGGAGAGAUUUCUCUCCAUCUCCUCCUGAGUGAAUGUUUAUGGACUGUUGAUCCCAGUAUCAGGUAAUCUAUUCAAGCCUACCUAUCUUCAGCCCAUGGAAUCUAUGCAGUCACUCAUUGUUGAUAUCAAACCCAGAGUUGCUACUAUUAACCACCGAUGCAGGUGAUGAGGAUGGGGAAUGGAUCACACACUGCAUCUUUUAGUCUUAUUCUUUCUUCUUUUUGGACAGUCUCAGUUUUGCAUUGGCUUGUUUUUAUCAUACAUGCUUUCAUUUGUUUCUGUUUCUAUGUAAAAACCCACCUGAUUGAAUGCACUUUGAAAAAACAAAACCCUAAAGGGUAACUUUACAACAUCUGGGCUAUGGACUCUGAGCCUUUCUCUCAACAACUGAUUUAUUCAUUUAACUGAUGGUAACUUCAGAACAAAACUGUGUUGAGGUACUUGAAUAAAAUUCAGUAUCCCUGCAGAA
Messenger RNA from Salvelinus namaycush (lake trout), 3506 nucleotides. Its product is annotated as protein fem-1 homolog A-like. The record is from RefSeq and is a predicted model, not a curated record. NCBI's taxonomy places the organism in Eukaryota, Metazoa, Chordata, Actinopteri, Salmoniformes, Salmonidae. Bases 169 to 2022 code for a protein of 617 amino acids. The transcript has a single exon. Gene Ontology annotation, molecular function: protein binding.